GGUGGCUCCCAAUCACCAAAUGAAGGCGGCACCCAGUCACCAAAUGAAGGCGGCACCCAGUCACCAAAUGCAAGCGGCCCCCAGUCACCAAAAGAAGGCGACACCCAGUCACCAAAUGAAAGCGGCACCCAGUCACCAAAAGAAGGCGGCACCCGGUCACCAAACGAAGGCGGCACCCAGUCACCAAAUGAAAGCGGCACCCAGUCACCAAAUGAAGGCGGCACCCAGUCACCAAAUGAAGGCGGCACCCAGUCACCAAAUGAAAGCGGCACCCAGUCACCAAAUGAAGGCGGCACCCAGUCACCAAAUGAAAGCGGCACCCAGUCACCAAAUGAAGGCGGCACCCAGUCACCAAAUGAAGGCGGCACCCAGUCACCAAAUGAAAGCGGCACCCAGUCACCAAAUGAAGGCGGCACCCAGUCACCAAAUGAAAGCGGCAUCCAGUCACCAAAUGAAGGCGGCACCCAGUCACCAAAUGAAGGCGGCACCCAGUCACCAAAUGAAAGCGGCAUCCAGUCACCAAAUGAAGGCGGCAACCAGUCACCAAAUGAAGGCGGCACCCAGUAACCAAAUGAAGGCGGCCAGCAACCACCAAAUGGU
Cydia pomonella (codling moth) is the source of this 600-nucleotide messenger RNA. RefSeq names its product S-antigen protein-like. The transcript has a single exon. The annotation marks the transcript as partial. The record is from RefSeq and is a predicted model, not a curated record. NCBI's taxonomy places the organism in Eukaryota, Metazoa, Arthropoda, Insecta, Lepidoptera, Tortricidae.